AUGACUGAAGAGAGUGGCCCAGGCAUGAAAGUGAUUUUAAUGGAUAAAGAAACGACAAGCAUUGUCAGCAUGGUCUUCAGUCACUCAGAAAUCUUACAAAAGGAAGUAUAUCUAUUUGAGAGAAUUGACAGUCACACCAAAUGGGAUAACUUGAAGCAUAUGAAGUGCAUUGUAUUCUUGAGACCAACAUCAGAAAAUAUUGCUCUAUUAUCCCGAGAGCUAAAAUGUCCUAAAUAUGGAGUAUAUUUUAUCUAUUUCAGUAAUGUAGUAUCGAAAGCUGAUAUCAAAACAUUGGCUGAAUGUGAUGAGCAGGAGACAGUGAGGGAGGUUCAAGAAGUCUUUGCAGAUUAUCUGGCUGUGGACCGGCAUUUAUUCUCCUUCAACAUAGUGGGAAGCUUGCAUGGUAAAUAUUGGAAUCAACAACACUUGCAACGCUGUACUCAAGGUCUACUAGCUCUCCUCCUGUCCCUCAAGCGUCGACCCAUCAUCAGAUACCAAGGCGGUUCAGACGCGAGUGCUCGUCUGGCAGAGAAGCUUCGAGAGCUGGUUAGAAAGGAGGCUGUGUUGAUUGAUAAUAAUAUACCGUUCAACGGUGAUGUGCCACAGCCACAGUUAUUGAUUUUGGAUCGACGUGAUGAUCCAGUUACCCCGUUGUUGAGUCAGUGGACAUACCAAGCGAUGGUGCACGAGAUACUGACCAUCAACAACAAUAGAGUGAGUCUUGCGCACUUGCCCAAUGUGCCUAAAGACUUCAAAGAAGUGGUCCUAGCCCCGGAACAGGACGAGUUUUAUGCUAAAAAUCUGUAUUCAAACUUUGGUGAAAUCGGUCAAACGAUGAAGUCACUGAUGGACGAGUUCCAGAAGAAAGCGAAAAGUCACCAGAAAGUGGAGAGUAUAGCUGACAUGAAGAACUUUGUUGAGACAUACCCACUGUUUAAGAAAAUGUCGGGCACAGUGACGAAGCACAUCACGGUGGUGGGCGAGCUGUCGGCGGCGGUGGCGCGCCGCUCGCUGCUGGCCGUGUCGGAGCUGGAGCAGGAGCUGGUCUGCCACUCCGACCACAACAAACAUUUGCAGCGUCUAAAAGCUCUGAUCGCAAACGAGUCGAUCCUUCCCGAGGACCUGGUGAGGCUGGUGACGCUGUACGGGCUGCGCUACGAAAAGCACGCGGGGAACACGCUGCCGGCGCUGGUGGAGGCGCUGCGCGCGCGCGCCGGCGCCGCGGCCGCCGCGCUGCCCGUGCUGGCGCUGGAGCACGGCGGCGUGCACGCGCGCCAGAGCGACCUGUUCGGUCUGCAGGAUGCCGCCAAGAUCACUAAGAGGCUGUUCAAGGGCUUAAGCGGUGUAGAGAACAUCUACACGCAACACACACCAUUACUAAAAGAUACCCUGGAAGACCUGAUGAAGGGCAAGUUGCAGGAAAACCAGUACCCCAUCAUCGGUGGUGAUGACUUAUCAUCAGGGAGACGGCCCCAGGACAUCAUAGUCUUCAUAGUUGGUGGUACCACAUACGAAGAAGCUCUCUGUGUUCACCAGCUGAAUCUAGCAAACCCUGGAGUCAGGAUAGUACUCGGAGGUACAACUGUUCAUAAUUCAACUUCAUUUUUAGAGGAAGUGAAACAUGCCAUGCAAGGUGUUCACAGAACGCAUACGCGGCAUAUUCGUAACAUA
Messenger RNA from Brenthis ino (lesser marbled fritillary), 1671 nucleotides. The record is from the annotation of a GenBank genome assembly. NCBI's taxonomy places the organism in Eukaryota, Metazoa, Arthropoda, Insecta, Lepidoptera, Nymphalidae.